Molecule: messenger RNA, 1808 nt
Organism: Cannabis sativa
Lineage: Eukaryota; Viridiplantae; Streptophyta; Magnoliopsida; Rosales; Cannabaceae
Product: probable 2-oxoglutarate-dependent dioxygenase SLC1
Exons: 5
Coding region: 133-1518 (461 amino acids)
Source: RefSeq, a predicted model, not a curated record
UAAACUACCCAAAUUAUCAACUCAACUUGCUCAUUCUUUUCCCUCUUUUUUAGUCCAAAUUAUUAUUCCCCACCACCCCUUUUAUUAUCUCUCUCUGUCUUUUAUUUCAGGCGCCAAGCUACUAUUAUUACUAUGUCUCCAGCAAUAGCAAUGCCCAAGACUACUGCUGCCACUCAUGAUGAUGAUGAAGUGGGAGAACAACGAUCACUAAAGUACUACCAGAAAGGAGUGAAGCAUCUCUACGAAAGUGGCAUAACUAAAGUACCUCACAAGUACAUUUUACCACUUGAAGAACGACCCAACAUUUUCACACACAAAAAUCAUCAUAAUCAACCAAUUACAAGUACUCCAACUCCAACUACUACUACUUCUCCCAAAGACACUAAGAAUCUUAUUAAGUUGCCUGUCAUUGAUUUCUCUGAACUUAUGGAAAGUUCCAAGAGACCCCAAGUCCUUAAAUCCCUCGAAAACGCUUGUCAACAAUAUGGUUUCUUUCAGGUUGUAAACCAUAACAUUCCAAAAGAAGUGAUUAGAGAAAUGAUGGAAGUAAGCACAAAAUUCUUUGAGCUUCCACAUGAGGAGAGAGCUAAGUACAUGUCCUCUGAUAUGAAAGCUAAAGUGCGAUAUGGAACAAGCUUUAACCAAACUAAAGACAAAGUCUUUUGUUGGAGGGAUUUUCUCAAGCUUGUUUGCAAUCCCAUAUCUGAUGUUCUUCCUCACUGGCCUUCUUCACCAGUAGACUUUAGAAAUUUGGCGGCUACCUACGCAAAAGAAACCAAAAGCUUAUUCCUAAUAUUAAUGGAGGCAAUUGUGGAAAGCUUAGGAAUUGUGGGAACCACCACAACCAAUGAAACUACAAAAGAUGAUGAUGAAUUAUUAUUACAUAAUGAUAUUGAUGAUAUGUACAAUAACAAGAAGAAAGAACAAGAAAUAGAAAAGGACAAGAAGGACAUCAUGGAGAAAUUUAAAGAUGGAAGCCAGCUAAUGGUUGUGAAUUGCUAUCCACCUUGUCCACAACCUGAUCUAACCCUAGGAAUGCCUCCACACUCCGACUAUGGUUUUCUCACUCUUUUGCUUCAAGAUAAAGUUGAAGGCCUUCAAGUUCACUUCAAAGAUCAAUGGCUCACCGUUGAUCCAAUCCCUGGCUCUUUCGUUGUCAACGUAGGCGAUCAUCUUGAGAUAUUUAGCAAUGGAAAAUACAAGAGUGUUCUUCAUAGGGUUCUUGUAAACUCAAUGAGAGGUAGGAUUUCAGUAGCAUCAUUGCACAGUCUCUCAUUCAUGGACAUGGUUUCACCUUCACCAAAACUCAUCAAUGAGACCAGUCCAAAGCGUUAUAAAGACACUGAUUUUUCAAGCUUCAUGGAGUACAUUUCUUCUCGUGAGCCUAAGAAGAAAAAUUUCCUCGAGUCUAGGAAAAUUGACUUGAUGAAUUUUGGAAUAAGAGAAAAUAUUAUUAAUAACAAUAAUCAUAAUGAUGAUGAUGACGAUGAAUUAAUUGAUAUUAAUCAAUCAAGGUAGUAAGACAUAUAUAAAAAAUAUUAAUAAUAUGAACGCAUGGGAGUUGACUUUUUUUUGUACGUACCAAAAUUGUAACACAUUAUUAAAUUAGUUGGAUUAAAUAUUUCCUCUUUUGUUUGGGGCCGGGGUUUUUAGAAUGAAAUAGCUGGAGAUAUUGCAAAGGCUAAUUAAUGAGUCAAAGCCUAUAAAAACCUCAGCUACUCUUCUAUUAAACGAAGACUUUGGCAGUCGUGUAAUUAAUAAAGGCAAAAAAUAUACUUUGAAGCAAAAUAUCUAGAUUGCAUUAUUAG